UCAACAAUGGUGUGGGUUUCUUGUAAGUCACAUGAUUGGCUCUAUACUGAAACUGAGACCACAGAAACUGAAAGCAGAACAUUUUCAGAUACAUUUUCAUCCUCUCAACCUGCAAUAUCACUCUGUAGGAAGCAGGAGCCACAUAAGACAAGCUAUGGGAGGAGCACUAUUUAGUAAGCCAUGGAGGGAUUGGCCAGAGACCAACAAGGAAAUUCUUGAUUUGAUUAAACGAUACAAACCUAAAAAUAAUGAAGCCAGUCGCCUCAGAAUUCUGCUUCAUGGACCCAUUGGUGCCGGCAAGUCCAGCUUCAUCAACUCUGUUAAAAGUGUUUUACAAGGCAGCAUUUCCAUUCAAGCUCCAACAGAUGCAACCUCUGGGACCAGCUUUACCACCAAAUACAAUACGUACAAAAUCUCCAACAGUCCAGAUGCAUUUUACUCUUUCGUUUUUAAUGACAUCAUGGGCUUGGAGCAGAACGCCAGCAAUGGAGUUCAUGUGGAAGACAUCAAACUGGCUCUGAGGGGACAUGUGAGAGACGGUUACAAGUUCAAUCCUGGACACCACAUGAUGGAGGAUAAUCCAUUUUACAACCCAUCUCCCACUCUGGAUGACAGAGUUCAUGUCCUGGUUUCUGUCAUUCCUGCUGACUCAGUAUCUUUGCUAAGCGACGAAGUGUGGAAGAAGAUGAGAGAAGUCAGACUAGCAGCCAGUGAUAUGGGGAUUCCCCAAGUGGCUAUUCUCACCAAAGUUGAUGAAGCCUGUGCUAAGGUGAAAAACAACAGCAACAAUGUCUAUAAGAGCAAGUACCUGAAGAAACAGGUCGACUUGUUGGGUCAGUCCCUGGGACAUCAGGAGAACUGCAUCUUUCUUGUGAAGAACUAUGUGUCCGAAAUCAACACACAGGAUGGCACUGAUGCGCUGAUAUUGUGUGCACUGAGACAGAUGAUCACCUAUGGAGAAGACUUCCUCAAUGACUUGUAGACCUACAAACUGCUGGCUAAUAGGCAGAAAAAGUAGUUAAAUUGAUAUAAAGAACAUCAAUACUGCAUGACUUCGCUGUAGAAAAGCUGGAUGUGCAGAAAGGAGGCCUCCGACCAAGGAGCAGGAUCGCAUGCAUGAUUCAAUGAACAACAUAAAAUGUUAAAAUAAAUUAUUGUAGUCAUUACACCACAACAUGUAGAGAGUGUACAACCAUGCAGCUAUGAAAUAAUACCACAGAUUUCUAGACUAUGUUAAUCAGUAUUAUCAACUCGAGUCAUCCUACCUUUCACAAUAUGACAGUUUGAUUGCAGGUAGAUGCUUCAACCUGGUAUUAUAUGCAAAUAAAAUACAAACCAAACCUCCACAUUAUGUUUAUAAUUGUUCACUAACGCUUAUAACUCAAGUAAUGCACUUGUAACACUAAAAGCAUUGAUGAUAUAAACUUCAUUUAUCCAAUAAAAUAAU
Molecule: messenger RNA, 1447 nt
Organism: Acanthopagrus latus (yellowfin seabream)
Lineage: Eukaryota; Metazoa; Chordata; Actinopteri; Spariformes; Sparidae
Product: interferon-induced protein 44-like
Exons: 8
Coding region: 32-982 (316 amino acids)
Source: RefSeq, a predicted model, not a curated record